AUGCCCCCGACAAGAGAGCGGCUGGCAUCUGAUGUCUUGGCUCAAGGGAUGCUUUCCAAACGAAAGAACGUCCCCCGUCGUUCCGAUCCUCCCCUGGGGGCGUCUCCGCUGUCUCGUGCUUGAGCGUAGGACCGGUCAAUCAUGAUGCUGGUUGCCGUCCUGAUCAUCACCGCUGUCCUUCCACAUGGUACUGCUCGGGAGCGCUCUUCUCGGGUCGACUGCACUGUCUUAAUUUCGUGGGUGGGUGUGCAUGUGUCAUGGAUCUUUUCAGCUGCAGGCCAUUCGCUGUCCACGACCGACGUUACCGAGGCGGGCACCCUCGAUAGUAGCCUCGGCAACCAGACAUGUAGGCGUGCAGCCCGAGACAGCCGCCAGAGAAUGCCAAGAGAAUGGCAUCCGUAUGGCAUCGAUUGCAGGUCCCCUCCAACCCACGUCAACUUCGCACACUGCCGAAAGAUACGCCUGUCCUCCUAAGCCAAAAGGUAGGGAGACAGAGGCAAGAAGAGAUGCCACGACAUGACAAUUGCGACAUGAUGCAUUCAUUGUUUGUCCGUCUGUGCGUCUACAGGCUGUGAGAUGAACGCCGGACGGAACGGUUGUGCGCAUUCCUCCCCCGCUUACCAAGAUUGCAUCACGUCCGUCACUCUGGCAGAGGCCGUCCGCGGUGCUGACGACAGCUUGCGCCUCCUCCGCGACGUCUGGGCAGCGAAAAAGGAACGGUUCCCGUGCAAGGACAGCAGCCUUAAGAAGCUCGCUUCCGAAGCGGCAGCACUGAUGACGGGACAAGGAUGCCCUACGAUCCUCCAUGGCUCUCCUCCUCCGAAGAAGUUUGCCAUGGAUGCCAUCCGGGGCACUGGCCUUUUCGAGAGUACGCGUUGAAUGCAGAGACAUGCAUUGAUACACUGUGUCCCUUCGUCCCCCUCUUUCUCUCUCAGAGUGCCAGUGCUGCAACGAUGCUCAGAAAGGCAAGGAGCUUUAGCUGACGAGACAGACCCUUGUUCAAAGGAAGCCACAAUGCAUGCCCAAGGAGAGAGAGGGAGAGGGGGAGAGAGAGAGAGAGAGAGAGGGAGAUGGAGAGAGACAUGAGACAAGCACCCGCCCACGACAGACGACUGACAGACGCUGAACGGACAGCUCCGCCGCCCGCCUAUUUUGAUUCCAUCACUUCCAUCCAUUCACGCGACUUCCUCCC
Molecule: messenger RNA, 1192 nt
Organism: Vitrella brassicaformis
Lineage: Eukaryota; Vitrellaceae
Source: the annotation of a GenBank genome assembly